Messenger RNA from Serpula lacrymans var. lacrymans S7.9, 279 nucleotides. RefSeq lists its product as uncharacterized. The record is from RefSeq and is a predicted model, not a curated record. The annotation marks the transcript as partial. The transcript has a single exon. Lineage: Eukaryota; Fungi; Basidiomycota; Agaricomycetes; Boletales; Serpulaceae.
CCAUUCUGGCUUAACUUCCCUCAUUGCGACAUUCAUUUAUCUAUUUCCCCUGACAUUCUCCAUCAACUAUACCAAGGCGUCUUUAAGCAUAUGGACUGGUGCAAGGACCUUAUGGAUCUCAAGGAGCUUGACCAGUGUAUUUCCUCCCUUCCUGCUUGUUAUGGUGUUCAUCAUUUCAAAAAUGGAAUCUCUGCAUUAGGCCAGAUUGGAGGAAAAGAGAGAAAAGAUAUGGCCCACAUAUUGAUAGGAUGUUUGAUUGGAAAAAUACGGGGAAAGUAA